CCGCGUGCAUCGCACAAAUCGAAUGACAUGCGUUUCUUACGCUGACGUGCAGUCGUCGCAAAACGAUGGUACGUGCAACUACUAUCAGUCCCUGGGUCGAGAUCGGUCUUCGUUUCAUCGGCUUGUGGCCGGAUUCGGCCUAUCCGGAUCUUUACUGGACGUCAUACAUGACAUUUUUAACGGUGGUGCAGUAUUAUCAAUAUUCAUAUGUUGUUGCGCAUUUUGACGCCCGUGAUCUUUCGCUGUUGAUGGACUGCCUCGGUCUGUCUCUGGCGAACAGUCUCGCCAUGCUGAAACUUAUCAUGCUCAGAUGGAAUCGCCGGAUAUUCCAUUAUAUCUUGUCGGCGAUUAAUAAAGACUGGAAGGAGGGCAUUAAUUGCGAUUUUUCACGGUUUACCAUGAUGAUAGCAGCCCGUAAGGCGCGUCGUUGUUCUUACCUGCUCAUCGGUAUCCACGCUAUGGCUGGUUUCUCCUUGUCAGUCGGUGCUUACAUAUUCCACGCAACAAGUACUGAUGUUCGGGAGCUGCCUGUGAAAAUGGAUUUUUCCUUCGAUUUCACCAAAUCGCCGCUGUUCGAAUGCAUUUUGAUUGGACAAUUUCUUUGCAUAUUGACAAUUGCCUCCAUAGUUGGUAUGAUCAAUGCGUUGCUCUCCUGCUUGUAUCAUCAGUACGCUUACAUAUUCACACAUUUUGAUCUGAACAACCUCUCGCUCUUAAUUGACAGUCUUGGCGUCACCUUGGCGAACACCCUCACUUUUCUUAAGCUCUUCGCUCUGUGGUGGAACCGGCGGAUAUUCUGCUGCAUCCUGAUGACGAUAGAUAGUGACUGGAAAGACUGCGUUAGCAACUCUUAUGGGCUCUCUAUGACGAAACUGGCGGAUUUGUCGCGUCGAUGUGCCAACGUGCUUAUCGGCAGUCACGUUAUAGCUGGGUUCUUUUUGUCGGUUGUCUUUUACGUGGUGCGCUUAGUGAAAUACGCGGACAAUGAGAUUUCUCGAGAAUUCCCGGUGAAGAUGGAGUUCUCUUUUGACGUGAAGGAGUCGCCGAUCUACGAGUUCAUCGUGAUCGGACAGAUUAUUUAUGAAAUGUCGCUGGCCACUAUAGUUGGUAUGGUGAACGCGUUACUCUCCACGUUGGUGCUGCACGUAGGUGGGCAAAUUGACAUCAUGAACCAAGCUUUAAUGCAAAUGUCCAUCGACUACGCAUCGAAACCUAAAUCAAUCAGUGACGCAGUGUAUGAGUCACUUUGGUACGACAUGUCACCUUCCGACAGUCGUGUUUUGCUGUUCAUAAUGGUGAGAUCUCAAAAGCGACUGACGAUCACCGCGGGCAAAGUCGCCGAUUUGACAUUGGAAGGAUUUACGAAUUACUCCUACGUGUACACGCACUUGGACUUCAACAACCUCACGAAACUGAUGGAUGGCCUGGGCCUGACUUUGGACUAUACGCUGACGAUCUUGAAGCUGCUCUGCCUUUGGCCCAAUCGCCGGAUAUUCGCGGAUAUCUUGGCCGCGAUGGACGACGACUGGAAGGACUGCUCCAGCGAGUUGCAGGAGUGCGUGAUGACCGACAAGGCUAACUUGGCGCAUCGAUGCUCCAACGUCAUGAUGUCCAUCAACGCCGUAGCCACUGUUCUCUAUUUCGUCGACAGCCAAGUACGGCACCGGAUGAUUUCCAAGGACGGGCAGCACCGUGAGUUCCCGGUGCAGGUACAGUUGCCGUUCGAGGUCCAAGAAUCCCCUACUUUCGAGUUUGUCCUGUUGGGGCUGUUCUUUCACGUACUGGAAACGGCGACCGUGAUCGCCAUGUUGAACGCGUUGAUCUUGACGUUGUCCUUAGGUAUAAAUAUGGAGAGUAAAUCCGGAAUACUGAUACAAUUUAUUAUCCCCUAUUUCGCAGUAACUAUAGAAGCGUUCGUUUUCUGUUUUGCCGGCGAAUACUUAAGCACUAAGAGCAGAUCUAUCGGCGACGCGGCAUAUGAGGCAGUUUGGUAUGAUUUAUCUCCCAGCGAGUGCCGAAUUUUAUUAUUCAUGAUACUCAGAUCUCAGAAACGAUUGACGAUCUCGGCCGGAAAAGUUAUGGACCUGUCACUCGAGGGCUUUACUUCCGUCAUGAAAGCUUCAGCGUCGUACAUUUCAGUGCUACACGCGAUGUACUGAGAACCGAG
This is a messenger RNA of Odontomachus brunneus, 2167 nucleotides long. RefSeq lists its product as uncharacterized. The record is from RefSeq and is a predicted model, not a curated record. Gene Ontology annotation, cellular component: plasma membrane. Gene Ontology annotation, molecular function: odorant binding; olfactory receptor activity. NCBI's taxonomy places the organism in Eukaryota, Metazoa, Arthropoda, Insecta, Hymenoptera, Formicidae. The transcript has 12 exons. The coding region runs from base 66 to 2159 and encodes 697 amino acids. Gene Ontology annotation, biological process: detection of chemical stimulus involved in sensory perception of smell; sensory perception of smell.